Molecule: messenger RNA, 825 nt
Organism: Lycium ferocissimum
Lineage: Eukaryota; Viridiplantae; Streptophyta; Magnoliopsida; Solanales; Solanaceae
Exons: 1
Coding region: 1-825 (274 amino acids)
Source: RefSeq, a predicted model, not a curated record
AUGUUAAAGUCAUAUGAGGGUGAUGGAAAAACUGAUGAGUUUGAUUGUUUGGAGGAUUUUGAAGUUUACAAGAUGGUGUUUCAAGAAACCCCAAUUGAAUUCUUUGACUAUACAUUAGUUGAAGGAAGUGAAAAAUCAGUUCUUGAUUCUUCAACUCAAGAAAAAGACUCUACCACUGCCAAAGUUGAUCUUGAAAAUACAUUGGAAGAGUUGUUGAAAGAAAUGGAUGAGUUUGAAAGCAAGACUUGGAGUAGUGAUAAUGUGGACAGGAAGAAAAUUGAGUCAUUGGGCGCAAAGGUCGAUAAAGUUGUUGUUGAAAAACAACAAAAAGAAGAAACGAUAAUGGAAAAUGGAUCCAAGGAGGUUGAUAAAGUGAAAAAGUCACAUUCUUGGAGUAAUCUUGAUUGCAACAACUCUAACGAUAAUAAUCUGGGGAGUUAUGGAUCUAUGAGGAAAGAAAAAGAGUGGACAAGGACAUUAGCAUGCAAACUUUAUGAAGAAAGGCACAAUGCUAGUACUGGUGAAGGAAUGGAUUUGUUAUGGGAAACUUAUGAAUUAGACUCAUCAAAGAGCAAGGUUAAAAGGGAUAUUAAUGCAAAGAAGAAGAAGAAAGGAGAAUCAAAGAGAUUCAACAAAAAGGAUAUUGAAGAAGAAGAUGAAGAAGAUAUGAAUGAACAGUUGUGUUGCUUACAGGCUUUAAAGUUUUCAGCUGGAAAGAUGAAUUUAGGAAUGGGAAGGCCUAAUCUUGUUAAGAUUUCUAAAGCAAUUAAAGGGUUUGGAUGGCUCACCAAGAAAAACAAGGUCCAUUGUGGAGAUAGAUUUUAG